Aphidius gifuensis is the source of this 2284-nucleotide messenger RNA. RefSeq names its product trace amine-associated receptor 9. The transcript has 11 exons. Gene Ontology annotation, cellular component: membrane. Gene Ontology annotation, molecular function: corazonin receptor activity. The record is from RefSeq and is a predicted model, not a curated record. Bases 754 to 2010 code for a protein of 418 amino acids. Gene Ontology annotation, biological process: neuropeptide signaling pathway. Lineage: Eukaryota; Metazoa; Arthropoda; Insecta; Hymenoptera; Braconidae.
UAUUGUUUAUUUGUUUAUUUAUUUUCAUUUUUUUGGUGCUUUUUGGGUUAUUUUUUUGAAUGAAAAGUUGAGAAGGGUAAUGAUUCAGUGAUAAUGGUCAAUCAUCGGUCAGACAGUUCGAUUAUUUUAUGGAAAAUUAUGGAUCAUGGUGAAGAAGAAUCAAAGUUCGUUGCGUUCAAGAUAUUUCAAUAAAUUGCAGGAAUUACUUAAUCGAAAAAGUUGAUAAAAAAGAGGAAAAAGAAAACGAAACAAAAAAAAAAAAUAUUUCAGCCUGAAAGUGUGAAUGAAAGAGAAAGAAAAAAACUGAUCAUUAUUAUGUGCGAGAAAUUUUAAUUAUUUUAUCGUAAAAAAGAGUGGGUGAUGUUGAGAUAAAGUUGGAAUCUCAUUACCUAUUCAUUAUUUGCAACUCGGGUCGGCUGUCACAUCAUAGAUGCCAUCAAUUUUCCAUACACCGAGUCACUUCAAUGAUCCUAAGCAAUGAGGUAUGGAAUGAUCACACUCAUCAAUGUGAAACAGCUAAAAAUCAAAUUUAAAUUAUUCAAUUUAAUGAGUAUAAUUUGAUUGCCAAGAUAUAACACAGAUAAAAUGUUAAAUUUUUAAAUUAUACUAUUCAAAAUGACAUGAUGAAUUAUGAAAGAAGAAAAAAAAAAAAUUCAUCUCGGUAGCAAACAAGCUGUUUGAUUUUUUUUUUCAAGAAAAUAUAUAUGAGGAUAUAUUGACAAAGGGUGGGAUAAUAAUGACGAAUAUUUCAAAAUGAUGUUUGAACAUCAUGUUUCACCGACCCUAUUGCCACCUGCAUUGAAUCAAAGUAUUUGUUGGUCUGAUUUUUCAACGAAAUUUUUUUGGACAAUACCAGGUGUCGGUGAAGUUAUACGUGCAACAAUUAUACUGUUUUUAAGUCUUGGUAUAUUGUUUUUAAAUUUACUUGUUAUUUGUGUUAUAAAUAGUCAAAGAUACAGUAAAUAUAUUCAUGCACAGCCAAAGUACCUGCUUACCAGUCUAGCCAGCAACGAUUUAGCUAUCGGUCUAUUGGUAACGCCCUUUGGAUUUUUGCCAGCAGUCUAUGGUUGUUGGCCUUAUGGUGAAGUCGUAUGUCAAAUUCAGGCACUUUUACGUGGUGCUCUUACUCAACAAAGUGCUGUAAUACUUGUCUGCAUGGCAAUCGAUCGUUAUGUGUGUAUGCUUCAUCCUCAUCGUUAUUAUCGUCACUCUUCAAAAAAGUAUUAUAUGAGACAGGGUUGUAUGGCAGUAAUGUCAACAACAUGGAUUGCCAGUAUGGCUAUUUUUGGAAUGCUCGUAUUACCAAGUGGUGGAUAUUAUUUUAACAACUCCGGUCUUCUCGCUUGUGAGCCAUUUUUUUCAAGAGCAUCAUUCAGAAUUUUAGCAUGUUGCUGUUUUUAUUUUCCAACAACAAUGGUACUGAUGUACUGCUAUGGAUCAGCAUUUCAUGUCAACAAAUUAAGACUAAAAAGAGUCGUUUGUGUUAAUGCACCAGAAGUUGUUAGCAGUGGAAAUAUUGAACGUUUGAUGGUACACGAACGAAGAUUGUCAACGUCUGUAUCAAGAACAAUGGCAGCAAUGAGUCUUGGUUUUAUUGUGAUGGUGACACCAUGGACAAUUCAGGAAGUCGUUGUUGCUUGCACAGGAAGUAAGCCACCUCCUUUUCUCGAUUUUCUGGCUACAUGGUUAGCUUUAUCAAACAGCUUUUGGAAUCCAUUUCUCUACUGGUUAUUGAACAAUCAUUUUCGACGAAUUUCAAGAGAUCUUAUUUACACCAAGAUUUUGUGCAAACAAAAACCACUUGGUCCUAAAAAAAAUUGUUGUUCAACGAGUACUGGUGGUCUUGAUGUUUGUAGCAUUGGUGGAUAUGAUUUGUCAGGAAUGGAUCGAUGCUCAAUGGAUCAUUGCUCAAUGGCGCGAUGUUCAACACCAUCAUUAGUGACUACACCACCCCCAUUACCAUGGGAAUCAAAUCAUAGCAUUUGUAAUAGUGAAAUUUCAGUGACGUGAGUCAGGAAUGCCGCCACGCAAACGGAAGAUGCAAGUUCGCCAGAAGAAGCUAGUUAGUAUCGCGUGGUGGCGAAAACAAUUAUGUUUAUUGUAAUAAUCAGACGAAAAUAUUCAAUUGUAGCUAAAAUCUAUUAUGAUUAUAUAAAGCACACACGUUUGGCUUGAAAAUACACAGAGAGAAGAAUUUAUUCUGUAUACAAAUAAAUUGAUUUAUUUUAUAUUUAUUUGAGAUAAAUGAAAAUUUAAUUAACAAAAAAUAAAAUAAAUUAUUUGA